Messenger RNA from Rubroshorea leprosula, 1352 nucleotides. The record is from the annotation of a GenBank genome assembly. NCBI's taxonomy places the organism in Eukaryota, Viridiplantae, Streptophyta, Magnoliopsida, Malvales, Dipterocarpaceae.
UUCAUCUCCUCUCUCCCCCUUUUCCCCUUCUUUAUGUCCAAAAAUCCUCCUUUUCUUCCUUGUUCUUGUUCCUGUUGAUAUUCUCUAUUUGCUUUGCUGAACUAUAAGAGAGCUAAGUGGGGAAGCUUUAAUUGCAUCCUAAAACUCAACUGGGUAUUGAGAAAAGACACUGUUUCCUCUUCUGGGGUCUUUAGUUCUUCAAUCUUUUAAUUGGGGUUAUGGAGAAGCUCAAUUUUGUGAAAAAUGGUGUGCUUAGAUUGCCUCCGGGGUUCAGAUUCCACCCCACGGACGAAGAGCUUGUAGUUCAGUACUUGAAGAGAAAGGUGUUUUCUUGCCCUUUGCCUGCUUCGAUUAUUCCUGAAGUUGAUGUUUGCAAGGCUGAUCCUUGGGACUUACCUGGUGAUUUAGAGCAAGAGAGGUACUUUUUCAGCACCAGAGAAACGAAGUACCCAAACGGGAAUAGAUCCAACAGAGCCACCAGCGCCGGUUACUGGAAGGCUACCGGAAUAGACAAGCAAAUUGUGACCUCCAAGAACAACCAGUUGGUAGGCGUGAAAAAAACUCUGGUUUUUUACAGAGGAAAGCCCCCACAGGGCUCUAGGACUGAUUGGAUUAUGCAUGAGUAUCGCCUCGUCAGUACAGAGCCUGCUGCCGGCAAUGCAACACCAAAGAAGAACCCAACUCAGGGUCUUACAGAAAAUUGGGUUCUCUGCCGUAUAUUUUUGAAGAAGAGAAACAGCAAGAACGAAGAAGAGAAUGUGCAAAUGCAAAUUUCUUGCAAUGAAAAUGGAGUUCGUAAGCUCCGGACAAACAGGCCGGUGUUCUAUGAUUUUCUUACCAAGAACAGGACCAAUACAGACUUGAAUCUUGCCCCUAGUUCUUCAUCCUCUGGCUCCAGUGGAAUCACAGAGGUUUCGAUCAAUGAAACAGAGGAUCACGAAGAAAGCAGUAGUUGCAACAGUUUACCUUAUUUUCGAAGAAAACCUUGAAAUUCCAAGAUAAGCAAGGAACAGUUGGUUGCCAUAUUACUCCUGUAAUCUGUACCAGUAAAUUUGGAAUUUUUCGGAUGUAGCUAAGUCAGAAUAACCACUUAAGCAAAAUCUAAAGAUGUCUGGUAAUUUUAAGGUUUUGGGUCUCUUAGUUUGUGGUUAUCAGAGGUAGCAGAAACAGAGAUCAAAAGAAUGAAAUGAACAUGAAAGAUUAGAGUAAUUUGAAGAGCAACCAAUCCUGAAUCUUUUACCAGAUGUUACUAUGUAAUGAUCCUCAAUUUCCCAAUCUUAGUAAUUUUACUCUCCUUUAGUCUUGAUGUUGUUUUUCAUUUUGAUUUUCCUAAAUAUAGUAUUAGUUGCAAA